Messenger RNA from Acanthoscelides obtectus, 4501 nucleotides. The record is from the annotation of a GenBank genome assembly. NCBI's taxonomy places the organism in Eukaryota, Metazoa, Arthropoda, Insecta, Coleoptera, Chrysomelidae.
UCCGAGAGAUCCGAAAGGCUGUUCUCAUUUCUAACAUUUACGCUGCGGUAUUUUCAUUGAAUUUAUAGUUUCAAAUGGUGAUUGUUUAAUAAAAUCGCUUAGCGUUGUAAUCUAGAAAUUAGUAGGGAAUAUAUACUUUGCGUUUUUGCUAUGAAUAAGGAAAAACUUCCGAAACUGGUGGAUGUGUAUCGUCCGUCGAAGCCACUCAAUAGGAGACAGCUACCUCUUGUUAUUGAUGAAAAUUUAACGCUUGUGAUGGAUGUAAAGAGUUCUGGAAUCGUUUGUGAUAAUCAAAUACUACGGGGAAAAGAUCUAGAGGAUUUUGCCGUAAAAUGGAGCAUUUUGAAACCCCAAGAGCUACAAGCAGCUCUCCAGAUCACCAAGAGUGAACUGAUGCAUGUCUUAAACCAAAAUGUGCCAUGUGUGGGGUGCCGAAGAAGUGUUGAUAGACUGUAUUAUCAACUGUACAAAUUUGGUCAUCCCACACUGGACCCUCUAGUGAUAAGAUCUGAUGGGAUUAUUACAAUAAAGGAAGAAAAGCAAGCUUAUCAAAUAGUUGGGUCUAUUUUCAUGAUCAUGCUGCAAGGUUAGCCAAACUGAUCGAAACUCAGCCAAAAAGGAACAAAAAAAGUGUCAGGUGUUUGUUACAUUCCUUAGAUUCUCAGCGCAGUAGACCCCUGACUCCAGCAUGGCGAGAUGUCUGGGACUGCAUGAAGCCACACUGCAAAAAGGAGGUAUGCAUCAUAGAAGCAUCAAGUUUACACACCACAUUAGAAACAUACUUGAGGAAACACAGGUUUUGUGGAGAAUGUAGGAUGAAAGUUUUGAAAGCAUAUACAUUGUUGGUGGAAGAGCCAGACCCAACAAAAGAAAAAGGAUAUGUCUCAUCAUUAUAUGCAGGCAUCAAAAGAUGUCUGCCUGACAAGCAUAUUCAUUUACAAACUAAGACUGAAUAUAUAACUAAAUUAAUCAGUCGUGCCGAACCUGAACUGCUUGGAAGUCGACGCGAGCGUCACGCUAAGACAAUGGAAAUCGCUCAAGAGGAGGUUCUAACUUGCUUGGGCAUAUGCGUGUACGAACGGCUUCACCGCGUGGCGACACGUGUGCGCGAAGAGGAGCGCACGUGCCGCGUGUUCGCCGCCGCUGCCGUCUAUUCGCUCAGCGAGAACUUCGAAUCGGCCGUGGAACGGUUCACAGGCGUCUCAAAGACGGAGAUCCUUUACGAGGAGUUGCAGAGGGAGGAGCGACAACGGCUGCAAAGGAAGGAGCAGAAGAAGAUCAAGAGGAAGAGGAAAAAAGCAGGAAAAACUGAUGCCGGUUCCAAAGACACGUCAACCCAUAGUGUAGAGGAGGAAGAGUGCUCAUGUGCCGAUUUAGAAGAGGGCGGAAAACAGGACGACGACGCGAUUGGCUGCGAAGAGUGCAGUGGGCGACGCCCGAAGGCCGUUGACGGAUCGGACCGCCGUCUGAACGGUAACGGCAAGCCAAUCAACAACGGCGGUUGCAUGGUGGGAGAGGAGGAGGGGUGGUUGGAAGCGAUAGGGGAGUGCAAGUGUGGUGAAGAGGGUGGUGCUACUUGCGUAGAGGAGGAGACGACAGUGCAAGUCGAAAGGAGUAGCAAGUUUGAUAGAGAGGCUAUGGGAAGAUGCAAGUGUGAUACUAGAUCGAUAAGCAACUGUUUUAACCCAGUGGACACUGUCGUCGUGUCACAGUGCGCGACGGCGAAGCAGCGGUACACUUCGACGGCCGGGUCGCAAAACAGUGACAGCAACUCGCACGACUGCGGCUACUCGUCGGAGAACAACAACGGCUGUUGCGACACCGGCUCCUUGGUGUCCAGUCUGAGCAGUUCUCCGGCGGGGUCGGAGCUAGCCUGCUCAGAAGCGUGCUGUCAUCAUGACGACUAUGUGACAACGUCUCACUGUAGACUUUCGUAUGGUGGGAACGGGCUGCAGAUGAGUCUGCAGGAGAUGUUGGAGUGUCAUAGUGAAGAUGAAGACGACGAAACGUGCGUCAUAACACCGGAGGAAGUUAGAGAAUUCGAAAGCAAUAGUAGACAAGUGAACGAGAAAAGACUGCAGUUAAGGGAGAUGCUACAGAAACGGUUCGCGCAGUUUUGCGCCAAUGGCCCAGUGCCGCGUUUCCUCUUUCAAACCAAAUAUGCUUCGAAUUAAAAGCAGUUUUUAGUGCGUAAAUGUAUUGUAUCAGACGCAAAAAUAGAUAUACUUUAGGACGGUACAUUUUCCAGUGGCCGUAUUUUUGAAAUCGGUGAUAAAACUCGUACACGAAAAGUAACAUCAUUGACAUCGCGACAUCGCAACACUUGCAAACAGACUGAGAGAUUGUGGAAAUAUCGAUAAUUCCAUCUUAAAAAAUGCUAUAUUUUCUUUUUAGAACAGAUUAGAUAAUCUAUGUUGAAAGAUCUAGACUACACUACAAGAACUUUUCACAUAAAUCAUCAGAGGACAGGUUCAUUCUUAGAAUAUGACACUUUUGCAAAGGCUAAAGGCGAAACUACAUAUGAAAAUUACCUCCGAAGGUAUUCAAAUCUGAGCAAUCCAAAUUAAGGUAAAUUGGGUCAAAUCAUCUUAGCUAAAUCUUCAGGUCGAUAGGGCCCAGAAUCUAUCUCUUUACCUACUAUAUUGUUCAAAUGAAGUUUUUUAUGUGAAUAUUCGAAAAAGACGUGAAAGUAACAUUCCGCAUAAACACCUUUUGGUCCAGUUCAAAUGUAAGGCUUCCCGGCAUUUUAUCUGACAUUUUAUCCAACAAGUACCUCUAUCAGACACGUUCAAGUUUCAAGCCUGGACACGUCAGUCGAGAGCAAGGCACAUCGUAAUCUGCAUUUGAAAUGUGUGGUGAAACGCAUUCCAGUAGGAAAUCAACCUGGACUUCGGACAUUUGUAGUAUUUUUUUUCAAUCUUCAAGGUUUUCAUUUCUUAGUUCAGCGUCUUCCAAAUUCUGUUGUCCCAAACUUCUUCAUUCAAGUAUCCAUUUCUUGAUCCAACAAAACUUUAUUUUGUAUCUCCCCACGUGACUCAACCUUUUGGCUAACUUGCCAAUAAAACCUGAACCCAAAAGAGCACAACUGUCAAUCAGAAGCUGGAAUAAAAUGAAUCGUGAUCGCGUGAACUGUCCACGACCGUCGCUGGUUCACCUUACAGUCCUUAGUCAAGACAGGAGUCACGAGAGGUCGAAAUUGUGCCAGGCUGUCGUCUUUUUGCUUCGUGAAAACUUAGCUUUGCCUUACUAUGAAGACGUCUUGACAGUCAAGCGUCCCCUAAGACAUCCCUGUGGUAGUUUGAGCAACUCAAUGGAGGCAACACGACACUUCAUCAUUUUCAUCAUGUGUUUUUUCUUCACAUAUCUGUUACACUUAAGCCUACUUUUGACCUUGAAUUGAACGUAUUUACAACAGACUGUAAGGCAACGCUAUUUGUUUUUUAUGUUAACAAAUUUAAUGAAGCUGCAUUUGAAGCAUGGUUUUAUUGAGGUAGAUAAGUACGAGGGUGGAUCAAAUAUGAACCGGACUUUUGUUUUAGUAACUUUAUUGAUAUAGUUUAUUUUUCUACAUAAUCUCCUCUCUUAUUGAUGCACUUUCCCAUCGGAUCGGAAGUUUUUUUAAUUCGCCCAUCAAAGGAUGAAGUUGGUCGCGUCAGUAGCGAAUUGUGCACGAACGUUUCCACACCUUCGUCGUCGUCAAAGUGGUGACCUUUCAGGUCUUCUUUAAGUGGCCCCAACAUGUGAUAGUCACAUGGCGACAAAUCGGGACUGUAAGGCGGGUUGAGCAGCGUGAGCAUUGGACCUAUAAUGACUUUAAAUAGGAAUAAUGAAGUUUUCAACAACUUGCAAAAUCCAAUGUAACAUGCUCCUUUUUUUACUUUGUUUAACUUUUGGACAAGACCGAAAAAAUAUACUUUGUCGCUAUCUCCAAUGUCUCGACCCUGUUUUUUUGAAACCUUCCUUAUUAAUUUUGUUUUGUAGCUGCUAGAAUAGAUCCGCUUUAUAUCAUAUAUACUUAUAUUAUUUUACAUGCAAGGUGAUUGUCAUUUGUUAGCUUAUUAUCCAUUGCAAUCUUCAUAAACAAUUUCUACUUCACAUAAUAGUAUAAAUAUACCACUGCUUAAUAGCUACCAACUUUUAUGCUCGAUUUACAGUAAUGAUAACCCAAACAACUUCCUAAAGUAUAUCUUUCGAUGCGCCUAAUACGUAUUUUUUAUAUUAUACAUCUUGUUCAGUUUUUUAUUAGACAUAAAACAUGGUUUUGAUUUACGAUUCUGGUAAUUUUUAUUUUACAUUUUUACACAAAACAGCAGACCUUUUUUCUAUUUUAAAGUUAUGAUAUAAAAUUGAAAAUAUAUAUUUAAGCAUAAUUUGUUGCAUUCCAUACUGGGUUAUUGUUAAAAAAGGAUCAAUUGUUUUGUAUAGGAAGUUGCUGGUUAUUUACCUAACCUCGGUGGUUCAUCGAUGUAAGUCAUAAAUAAAAUAAAUGAAUUAUUUAGAA